Molecule: messenger RNA, 796 nt
Organism: Olea europaea var. sylvestris
Lineage: Eukaryota; Viridiplantae; Streptophyta; Magnoliopsida; Lamiales; Oleaceae
Product: subtilisin-like protease SBT5.4
Exons: 5
Coding region: 98-760 (220 amino acids)
Biological process (GO): proteolysis
Molecular function (GO): serine-type endopeptidase activity
Source: RefSeq, a predicted model, not a curated record
UCUGUGUUUGAGAUAUAUGCGGGUAAAGGGUUCUUUUCAAUACACAGAAAAAGUGCUUAACUUUUAAGCACAGGAUUUUUUUACAGUGAAAAACACAAUGUUUUUUGUCGAGUUUUCAAAAUUUCUUGGUCUGUUCAUUCUUUUUGCUGUUUUUCAAGAACCAGCUUUAGCCAUCAAAAAGUCUUAUAUUGUGUACUUGGGAGGACAUUCACAUGGCACGGGAGUAACUUCUGAUCAACUCAAUAAGGUUGCAGACUCUCACCAUGAAUUACUUCGUAAAAUCAUAGGAAGUAAAGAGAAGGUGGAGGAUACGAUAUUUUACUCGUAUAACAAACAUAUCAAUGGUUUUGCUGCAAUGCUAGAAGAGGAGGAGGCAGCAAAGAUUGCAAAACAUCCAGAUGUAGUAUCAAUUUUCCCCAAUCGAGGAAGAAAUCUGCACACAACCCAUUCAUGGGAUUUUCUUAUGCUGGAAAGGAAUGGUGUGAUUCAUCCCUCUUCCAUAUGGAAGAAGGCCAGAUUCGGAGAAGAUAGCAUCAUUGCAAAUUUUGAUACUGGUGUUUGGCCUGAAUCAAAGAGCUUUAUGGAUAAUGAGUUAGGCCCCAUUCCAUCAAAGUGGAAAGGAAUCUGUCAGCACAACGAUGGAUUCACAUGCAAUAGGUAUCCUCUUUUUCUCCUUUCUGAUAAUACUAAUACUAAGUUAAUCGAUGAAUUUGAUUCUGCAAAAUUAGUUAUUCUUUUGCAUGCAGAAAAUGUCAUGUGAAUCUAUUCUCAAUGAUUAUGCCUUUUGUUCUUUUCA